UUUUUUUUUUUGUUUAAUAAUCAAGAGAAAAAAAACACAACUAAUUUAAUUAUUUAUUAUUUAAGAUUGAAAUUUGGCGUCGUUCUGACAUCGAACCUUUAGUUGAUCCACCUGGUGGCAUUUUUAAACAUGAUAAAUCAUUUCGAAAUUAUUUUCUUACAUUAAUUUUAAAUACAAUGAAUAUUAUUUUAAAAAAAGAUUUUUUUUAUAAACAUAUUGUUGAACAAAGAUAUCGUUUAAAGAAUGAAUAUAUUAUAAAACUUUAUCAAAUUUUUUAUUCUUAUUCGAUAUUUGAUUUAUCAAUUUUGUCUAACAAUAAUUAUAAUAAUGAUAGACAAUUUGAAAAUUUAAAUAAAACAAGACAAACAACAUCGAAAUAUCUUCAAUUUAUGGGCAAAUUUAUCGAAACAUUUACUAAUAAUCGAUCAAAAUCUAUUUCACAUAGAUAA
Messenger RNA from Rotaria sordida, 449 nucleotides. The record is from the annotation of a GenBank genome assembly. NCBI's taxonomy places the organism in Eukaryota, Metazoa, Rotifera, Eurotatoria, Philodinida, Philodinidae.